UGUGGCUAGCAAGCUGACUUGCAGGAGUCAUCCACCAGAGCACAACUAUGGAGCUGCCCUGCCUAAUUCUUAUCAUUCUGUGUGUUAUUGCACAUGCAGCAGGAGAGUGUGCGGUUGAAAGAAAUGAGAGGUGGAAAUCAGGCCAUGUAAUAAAACAGCUCAUGUCAAUGACGAUCUCUGGAAAUAAUGUCAAGUCAGAUGCCAACCCUCUUAUUGCACUCCGACUUGUGAGACAGAACCGUCCAUUGAAGGAAGUCAAGAUCUUUCAACAGCUUAGACGAUCAGUGGCAAUCGCACUUUACAAAGGUCUACCAUUAGAGCUAGAGGAAGCAGCACUUGAUCUCAUGGCCUUCAAAGCUGCAUGCCAGGACCCUAUGGAUUUCUAUGGUCAUCACAAGAAUGUCAACCUUGUGAAAGCUGUUGCUGACAAACUUCUAGCUACUCUGGGAAAAUCUGCUAAUGCACAAACUCCUCUCUUCAGUGACCGUGGCAUUGCCUUUGGAACAUUAGCACUGUGUUUAGAAAACUACGACUUCCCUCAAAAUGCACUAAACCAGCUACUCCAGUUUAACAACUACGAUCAACAACUUAAUACAGUGCCUACUGACACACUUUCCCUUGCCAUUUUGGCUUCAACGUGCCUGGAGAGACGUGUAAGGAUUAGUGUUCCACAUAAAACCCCAGGACUGGAAAGUUUCCUGAAAUCUGCAGUGAAGAAAGUUCUCUCACAAGUGCAUUCAUCUGGGAUCAUUGGAAACCUUGACAGUACUGCAAUUGCUGUACAGGCUUUAGUUUUGAACUGGAGGUAUUAUCCUAAAGGUGCAUUUGACUGCAUGCCCAGUAUUCACAAACUGCUACAUGAAAUCACACAGAAAUCUUUCAAGAACACACUGGUGGCCUCACAAGUGGCUAUGACCUUGGCAGGAAAAACCUAUAUGGACAUAAACAAGCCUGCAUGUCACCCAAAAGUACUCCUGGAUGAAAAUGUAACUCCAGACACACUAGAUGUCAAUGUAUAAAAGACAAAAAAAGGACAGCUGAAGACUGGGCAGAUGGCACAAGGAAACACAAGUCAGAUUCCUGCACAACUGAACCUACAACAAAUCUCAAACAUACAUGACUACCCUUUCUACAAACAUGCUAGCAUCAACAGCAAUGUUUCUCACUUGUUGUCUGUAUUAUAUAUUAAGUAGAGCUGACAGUGCCAAAUAGUAUUUUAUGAUUCUUUUUCUGAAAAUUAUAUGAGAAAUGACUGAGCCUACCUUCAACAAAUGACAGAAAAAAUGCAGUAAUUAAUAAAGUCUUCCUUGCCAAUGUAGAGCCAUCAUUUCAAUCUUCUGCUGUAAAGCUGCAUUUCAUUCUUCAAAAUGUGGUAUAUGUAAAGCAAAUACCAAAUCCAGAUUAAAUGAAAGUUUGUGAUGUUGUUAAUUAUUUUGUUUUUCUCUUGGACGUUAAAUACCACAAGGAUGAUCAUGUGUAGAUUUCAUUAGAGAAACUGUAGCUCUGGGCAUUAGAUAUUUCUGAAAUGGAAGCAGAUUUUCCUUUAAAUACAUUCCAUUGUCGUUACAACUGAUUUUUUUUAAGUAGAAAUGUGUGCGGCACUGAUACUAGUCAUGGUUCUAGAAAGCUUGUAUUUUUGUCCAUUUUGCAACUUACAUUCAUUGUGUUUCAUGUAGCAUGCUGUUUGUGAAUAUUCAUUUCACUCUUUGGUUUAAUUGUCAGGGUAAUAAAUUAAGCAAGCAUAACACAAUAUAA
This is a messenger RNA of Protopterus annectens (West African lungfish), 1755 nucleotides long. RefSeq names its product transcobalamin-2-like. Bases 48 to 1019 code for a protein of 323 amino acids. Gene Ontology annotation, molecular function: cobalamin binding. Lineage: Eukaryota; Metazoa; Chordata; Ceratodontiformes; Protopteridae. The record is from RefSeq and is a predicted model, not a curated record. Gene Ontology annotation, biological process: cobalamin transport. The transcript has 7 exons.